This is a messenger RNA of Procambarus clarkii (red swamp crayfish), 2759 nucleotides long. Lineage: Eukaryota; Metazoa; Arthropoda; Malacostraca; Decapoda; Cambaridae. The record is from RefSeq and is a predicted model, not a curated record.
CUGCCGGAGGCUCAGUACUCGCAGUCACGAUCCCUGGCUCAUCGACCCUUUUCUUGGUCAACUACUGACUUCUCUCAUGAUGCAACCCACAACAAUUAUCUAACUCCUGAGCACCUAUUUACUGUUAUGUGAACAGAUUCAUCAGGUGAAAGGAAAUGUGCUCAACCAUCUCUGUUCUGCCUGUUAAUGGAACCUGCAAACCUUGGUUAUGAACCAAUAACGUAGAUCACUGCACUCCAGGAGACAACACUCGAGUCUAAACUAACCUGGGUAGUGACACAUUUCUUUAAGCAAUAUACACUUAUAAAGGAGAAUAAGAAGAAUAUGACCUCUACAAAAUUUAUCAGUGAAGUUCGUCAAACUUUAACAAGAUGUUUGCUCCAACAUUAUAUAGGAAGCGCAUUAAAAACUGGCAGAAGCAUACAUAGGUCGCAUAUUCGCAUAAAUAUAGCCAAGGAAUCCAAAGAGACUGUAUCGGAUGCUCUUAACCUGUCAUCUUUUCCACUAGACCGUAUAAGGAACUUCUCUAUAAUUGCUCAUGUUGAUCAUGGCAAAAGUACUCUUGCAGAUCGUAUAUUGGAAGUAACAGGUGCAAUAAAAAAGGACACUGACAACAAGCAGGUUUUGGACAAGCUACAGGUAGAACAAGAACGAGGAAUCACAGUCAAGGCUCAGACUGCUUCAGUUGUUUAUCAAUAUAAUGACCAGAAAUAUCUUCUGAACCUUGUAGACACUCCCGGGCAUGUUGAUUUCACGUAUGAAGUAUCAAGAUCAUUGGCUGCAUGUCAAGGAGCCAUUCUGUUAGUCGACGCUAAUCAGGGUGUACAGGCUCAAACAGUAGCAAAUUUUUAUUUAGCUUUUAUGAAUGAAUUAGCCAUCAUUCCAGUGUUAAAUAAAAUUGACCUAAAAAAUGCCAACCCUACAGUUGUAAAAGAGCAAUUGAUGAACCUUUUUGAAAUUGAUCCGGAUGAAGUUCUCUUGGUAUCUGCUAAGUUGGGAACAGGUGUAAAUGAAGUUAUAGAAGCCGUUAUUAAAAAUGUGCCAUCUCCAGAGAAAAAGUGUAACAAAGAUGCUCCGGUCCGUGUCUUUCUCUUUGACUCUUGGUUUGAUGCAUACAAGGGUGCCGUGUGCUUGAUAUUGGUGGUUGACGGAACUUUAAAGAAAGGUGAUCAUAUUACGUCUUCACACACUGGAAAGUCUUAUGAAGUAAGAGAUUUGGGAAUCCUUACACCACUUGAAACUUCAGUACCACAGUUGUUUACAGGCCAGGUUGGAUAUUUCACAGCCAACAUAAGAGCAGCUAAUGAAGCCCAAGUGGGGGACACUUUUCAUCGUAAGGGUGCAAAAUGUGAACCUCUCAAAGGAUUAAAGCCAGCGAAGCCUAUGGUCUUUGGUGGUGUGUAUCCUAUGGAUCAGAAAGAACUCCCAGCGCUCAAAGCUGCCAUAGAACGUCUUUGCCUGAAUGAUGGAAGUGUGUCUGUUAGUAUUGAAUCAAGCUCAGCAUUAGGCCAGGGUUGGAGACUUGGAUUCCUUGGUCUUUUACACAUGGAUGUGUUUACGCAGAGACUGGAGCAGGAACAUGGGGCACAAGUUAUUACAACUACUCCUUCAGUUCCCUACAAGGUCAAAGUGAAAGGCAGUAAAGUCAUACGUCACUACGGUGGAGAAGAAGUGAUCAUCACUAACCCAUCAUGGUGGCCAGAAACAUUUAACAUUAUAGAGACAAGUGAACCAUUUGUGAUGAGUACUAUUAUCACACCUGAUACCUACUUGGGUGCAAUUAUUGGAUUGUGUCAAGGCAGGCGAGGAGUUCAACAUAGCAUUAGAAAUUUAGAUCACUGCAGAAUAAUCAUGCAAUAUAAACUACCAUUAAACGAAAUUGUAGUGGACUUUUAUGAUACUUUAAAGUCGUUAUCAUCAGGUUAUGCAACAUUUGACUAUGAAGAUAUGGGAUAUGAGCCUUCUCACCUAGUAAAGCUUGAUAUUCUGCUAAAUAAUCAUGCUGUACCUGAGCUUUCAACAAUUGUCCAUAUUUCUCAAGCGAGAAUAAUGGGAAAACGAAUUUGUGAGACUCUAAUGGAAACUUUACCCAGACAAUUGUUCCAGAUUGCAAUACAAGCUGCCACUGGAGGAGAGAUCCUGGCACGAUGCAACAUAAAAGCUGCUCGGAAAGAUGUUCUUGCCAAGUGUUAUGGAGGUGACAUUUCAAGAAAGAUGAAACUGUUGAAGCGUCAAGCAGAAGGAAAAAAGAGAAUGAAGAUGUACGGAAAUAUUGAGGUACCCAGGGAGACAUUCAUUAAUAUUUUAAAAAGAUAGUACAGUAGAGAUUAUAUAAAUUGUGAAUUGAAUUAAUUAUGGAUACAACUGCUUAGGAACCUCAUUUUUUGUACAUAUAAUUCAAUAAAAAGCAGUGCCACUAUUAAUGUGAAAGUUUUUCAGUUAGUACAUGCGAUCUUCUGACAAAGUGUAUACUGUACCAGUGUUCUUUUAGUUGUGCUAUGAUUAAGAUUUUAAAUUAAAUAAAAUCAAAUGAAAUUUUUGCUCACACCCAGUCUCAGAUUUUCCUGGGACUAUAAAUCUCUUAAUUUUCAUAUUUAAAGGUUUCUCAGAACCUCUCAGUAUUGUAGAAAAUAAUAAAAAAUAUUUUAACUACUAAAAAGUUGACUUAAUUUGUUUAUUGGCAGAUGUUACUUGCCUUGUUUGUAAAAUGUACUAUGAUGAUGAAUAUAAAAUAAAUAUGGGUUUAAUGCUUUAAUCUA